AUAAAUGGGAGAGGACGGGCUCGAUGUGCGAUUAGAUUUAGCGCCAAAGACCACGCGACACGACGCGAUGCCGGUAGAUGAGUUGGCGGAAUUGGCCAGUCGUGCAUGUAUAUUUGCUGUCUCAUUGUCUCAACGGGUGCUGGACACGGAUUCUUCACCAGAAGUAAGAUGAUUGGUGGGAAGCGAUGAGAAGCACAAUCUUAACGUUACGUAAAUGUUUGUUCGAUCACUUACAUCCUCUCCGGUGUUGUUUACUAGGAAGACAAAACAGGUUAUCAUGUGCGACGCAUCUUCUCGCAGAAGAUGGUAAUACGUUGUGUUAGUCAAUGGAGAUACACCUGAUGGUAAGCACAACCCCACAGGAACAGUCCAAAUAAGUUCGGAGCGGUCCAGCGGAAGUUCGGAGUGCGAGUGAGUCAACGCGUGGUGUAUCACUGCAACUGGAGCGUGCCGUGCCGGAUUCCUUAAAAGGAAUUAUGGCAAUUCGAUAAGACAUCUAAACGGUUGCUCAAGGAAACGGCGCUCAUCGGCUUUUUUGUCCGCAGCAAGCCACGUUACUGUUUGAUAAGCGGAAGCACCCUAUCAUGAACUGUAAGGGUUCGUGUGCGGGUCGCCGACCAUGAGUGAUCGGGCUAGUGAUUAGAUAAAUUCGUACUCCCGCGCACACCUACGAAGGUGCGCGUUGAUUGUUGCUUGUGGUUCUUCUUACGGUGCUCCGGCAGUGGCCGUUGUCAAUAUAAUUCUCUGACGUUCGCUCGAAUCGAGCCAGUUGGAGCGAUUGAAGGCAAAGCGAAGGAACAUCACUCUUGGGCACAUUGCUCUGCAGUAUUCCGUGCGCGUGUAUAGUGUUUAUGUGUGAUCGUAUUGACAGCAGCAGCAGCAGCAACAACAAUGGUACAAGAAACGCAUACGACAGCUGGAGAAGAGACUGCAGUGGCAGCUUCUGUGGUGUCUGAGGUGUUGGAGGAAUCCGUGUCUGCCAUUGAGGAGUCGGAAGUACACCAGAAUGGUCACGUAACAGCUGAAGAGAAGAGCGCUGAACCAACGCCUCAAGCCAAAUCCGUUCCGCAAACCGGUCAUGUCGAGUCCUCCAAAGUUCUACCUCAGUAUCUCUAUGACGCCAUGGAUCAGGUAGCUCGAGAGCAAGGAUUCACCGAGGGGAAGUACAAGCUCAACUUUGAUGUCGGCUCAAAUAAGGGCGAUGGUUUUGUGGGCGAAAUGUUCAAGGCCCAUCUCGUCGAAGGAGACCGCCGGGAGGUGUACCUGUGCAAGAUCCCACCCAUAAACGAGGCCCGCCGGAAACAGUUCCCAUCGCUAUUGAUCUUUGCCCGAGAAACGCUAGCCUACAGCAAGUUCCUACCACAAAUGUUUGCGUAUCAACGGGAGAAGGGCAUCAGCGAAGCGGAUGGAUUCUUUAACGCGCCCAAGUGCUACCAUACUUACUGUAACGAGGAGACUGAGGAAUCGAUCAUCAUUAUGGAAGAUUUGCGCCUUCAGAGCUAUCGAAUGUGGGACAAAAUGAAGACGGUCAACUAUGAGCAUGCUCGGUUGGUGAUGGAACAGCUUGGUCGACUGCAUGCCGUGUCGUUGGCACUGAAGCGCGAUAAACCGGAGGAGUUCGAGCAUUUCAAGGUGCCGGAUCCGAUACACGUGAUGAUGCCAGAAAACAGUCCGUUCGAAAUGAUAAUGAAAAAGAUGAUUGCAGACGCGAUCGAGACGCUCGAACCGGCUGACACGAAAGAGCGGAGCAAAAUGCAGCAUCUGCUUGAGAACUUCCGCCAGGAGAUGCUGCGGUGCUCCAAUAGCGACCUAGCGGAACCGUACACAGUGCUCGGUCAUGGUGAUUGUUGGGUUAACAACAUGAUGUAUCGCUAUAAGAACGGUGUUCCUGAGAGGAUUGUGCUUCUGGACUGGCAGAUAGCACGCUAUGUAACCCCCGUGCUGGAUCUGGCUUACUUCAUCUUCUGCGGAACAAAUGAAGAAUUCCGACGACGGCAUUAUGACGAGAUGAUGGCCCUCUACUACAACUCACUGGCGACACUGCUCGAGAAACUGGGACACAAUCCGCAGGAGGUGUUCCCGCGCACCGCUCUGAUGCGCCAGCUGCGUACAUUUGGCCGGUUCGGGGUGUUGAUGGCCGUCUUUUUGGUGCCCAUGCUAUGCACUCGCAACGAGGAUCUGGUGGAUAUGGAUGAGGCGGCUGAAAAAUAUCGCGAUGGAGAGGAGAUGGAUAUUGGCAUGCUAACGAAGAAUGCCAACCAGAAAGAUUACGCCGUGCGUAUGCGCGGAGUGAUAAAGGACAUUGUCAGAUACGGGUAUCUGUAAGCGAAACUUUGACUUUUGCUUCAGUUGCUUCAAAAGAGGGAGGAUGCGUAUAGCGCAUCGGAAGCAAAGGUUUUCGUCAUCUCACUGCGUUUGCGGUAGACUCUGCUGUCUUAUCACCGUUCUGCGAGGCUAUUCGACUCGCUGAAGGCUUGCGACACAGUCAGAUAAGUUCUGAUAAGCUUGGAGCACCCUAUCGCAAGCAUUUGGUUAGCGUGAUGAUGUCUUAUUAAAGAUUGGAACUGCGCAAUAAGGCAGUUACGAUACACUUUAAAUGUAAAUACAGAACUAGUUGAUAGAGUGUUUCUUUUCGAAUUGAAACGUUAAA
Anopheles aquasalis is the source of this 2650-nucleotide messenger RNA. RefSeq lists its product as uncharacterized. The record is from RefSeq and is a predicted model, not a curated record. NCBI's taxonomy places the organism in Eukaryota, Metazoa, Arthropoda, Insecta, Diptera, Culicidae.